UUACUGGUUUGUACUGGUUUGUUACUGGUUUGGGGUUUUUCAGACUGGUGGGUUACUGGUUUGUACUGGGGCUCACUGGGGGUGCUCUGGGGGGGUUACUGGUUUAUACUGGUGCUUACUGGUGCUCACUGGUUUGUACUGGGGUCAGUUCUGGGUGCAGGACGGUUACUGGUUUGUACUGGUUUGUUACUGGUUUGGGGUUUUUGGAGCUGGUGGGUUACUGGUUUGUACUGGGAUGGCUCCGGGGGUUACUGGUUUAUCCUGGUGCUCACUGGUUUGUACUGGGGUCAGUUCUGGGUGCAGGACGGUUACUGGUUUGUACUGGUUUGUUACUGGUUUGGGGUUUUUGGAGCUGGUGGGUUACUGGUUUGUACUGGGAUGGCUCUGGGGGGGUUACUGGUUUAUACUGGUGCUUACUGGUUUGUACUGGGGUCAGUUCUGGGUGCAGGACGGUUACUGGUUUGUACUGGUUUGUUACUGGUUUGGGGUUUUUUGGACUGGUGGGUUACUGGUUUGUACUGGGAUGGUCCCAGAGGGGUUACUGGUUUAUACUGGUGCUUACUGGUUUGUACUGGGGUCAGUUCUGGGUGCAGGACGGUUACUGGUUUGUACUGGUUUGUUACUGGUUUGGGGUUUUUGGAGCUGGUGGGUUACUGGUUUGUACUGGGGCUGACUGGGAUGGCUCCGGGGGUGUUACUGGUUUAUACUGGUGCUUACUGGUGUUACUGGGGGUCAGUUCUAGGUGCAGGACAGUUACUGGUUUGUACUGGUUUGUUACUGGUUUGGGGUUUUUCAGACUGGUGGGUUACUGGUUUGUACUGGGAUGGCUCCGGGGGGGUUACUGGUUUAUACUGGUGCUUACUGGUGUUCCUGGGGGUCAGUUCUGGGUGCAGGACAGUUACUGGUUUGUACUGGUUUGUUACUGGUUUGGGGUUUUUGGAGCUGGUGGGUUACUGGUUUGUACUGGGGGUGCUCUGGGGGUGUUACUGGUUUAUACUGGUGCUCACUGGUUUGUACUGGGGUCAGUUCUGGGUGCAGGGCGGUUACUGGUUUGUACUGGUUUGUUACUGGUUUGGGGUUUUUGGAGCUGGUGGGUUACUGGUUUGUACUGGGAUGGUCCCAGGGGGGUUACUGGUUUAUACUGGUGUUACUGGGGGUCAGUUCUGGGUGCAGGACGGUUACUGGUUUGUACUGGUUUGUUACUGGUUUGGGGUUUUUUGGAGCUGGUGGGUUACUGGUUUGUACUGGGAUGGCUCCGGGGGGGUUACUGGUUUAUACUGGUGCUUACUGGUGUUACUGGGGGUCAGUUCUGGGUGCAGGACGGUUACUGGUUUGUACUGGUUUGUUACUGGUUUGGGGUUUUUGGAGCUGGUGGGUUACUGGUUUGUACUGGGGCUGACUGGGAUGGCUCCGGGGGGGUUACUGGUGCUUACUGGUGCUUACUGGUUUGUACUGGGGGACGACGCCAUCGCCAACGAGGAGCCCCCCGAGGGGGGGACGGGGGAGGCCGAGGAGAAAACCUGGAUGUGGUGGCACAAGUUCCGCACCCUCUGCGACUACAACAAGCGGGUGGCUCUGG
This is a messenger RNA of Myiozetetes cayanensis, 1579 nucleotides long. RefSeq lists its product as uncharacterized. The annotation marks the transcript as partial. The record is from RefSeq and is a predicted model, not a curated record. The transcript has 4 exons. Lineage: Eukaryota; Metazoa; Chordata; Aves; Passeriformes; Tyrannidae.